UCAGGACCUUCUUUCUUACGUUAGUUUUCGACAAGGAUGGCACAAAUUGGGUCAAGGAAGACAAGAAGGUCGGCCUUGACUUGCGGCUGUUUCAAGGCUAUGGUGUCAAGGCUUUCUCCAUGAAAGCGUUUGACGCGCGUGGGGAUGGCACCGAGCUUCGCAUGCUGACUGCGGAACAGUUCCUCUGUAGAACGAACGGCUACCGCGUCACUGGCUGCCUUCCUGUUGUUGAAAGCUCCUUGGAGCUCACCAAACCCUUGGUGAAAUUCAGCAGCCCGGCGGACCAAUUGCCUGGCGUUGUUAAGGAGUACAGGGAAGCCUUCUCGAGGCUGCCUCUGGACCAGCAAGCCGACUGCGUUUUCGUGCCCUUUGUCACGAGCUCGAGGAAAUUGCGACAGACGCCAUCCGCGCUGGUUGGGAAGAGGAAACAGUUGGCUGCUUGUCCAGCUCCGCCUUUGCCAGCCGCGUCGCCCUCGCCCUUGCCCACGGCGAGGGGAGGUUACGAUAUCGCUCAAUGUUCCAGCGAGGCUACGGAGUAUGAUGACAGAAAUGUGUACGGACGCAAUGCUCCGCGUGACAGUGCCCAGAAAGCUGCGACUGCCCUCACUGAGCGAAACGAGGAGGAAGAAGAUGGGGGAAGCUGCGGUCCACGUGAAGACGACGGUGAUGACGAGUAUAUGGACGUUGGGGAUGAGAACAUGCAGGACCAAAACGUGCUUGGCGAUGACGACGUCGGUGUCAAGUCGGAGCAUGGCCCUGGCGACAUCCCCACCGGUUUUGUGGGAGCGGUUGUUGGUCGGCCCUUGUCGUCCCCUGCGAUAUGGCAUUCGCAAGGCGGGAGUCAGGGUGGGCAUGACUCGCAGGAGCACGGAGGAUCAAAGUCGAGGAAAAGGACAAGAGAAACUUCUCCUUCUGCUUCCGCUCACAAGAGACAAGCGAGGACUGACGCUGUUAAUGAGGCUCGUGGAACUCUGGUGGCAUCCAAGGAGGCGAGACCUCUUUGGAAGAGCAGCCAGGGGGGAAGAUCUGGCGGUCGUGGCGGCGGCCGUGGUGGCGCAAGAAAAGGCAUCGUGAAUGCCAUCGAGAGUUCCAUCACCAUGGAACCGGGGGCGUGGGAUAGGCCUGAGCUCGUGCUUGCGCCGGUUGACCGCAACGACAUCGUUGGCGGGCAGGGUAAGCGGAAUACACCGACCGAAUUCUUCGACAGAGACUCCUCGGAGUUCGAUUGGUAUGCUGUCUGUGGUCAGCAUACGGUCGAGGCCAUGAAGACAUUGGUGCGGGUCGUCUAUUUUGGAGAUGAGCAGACGCGAGGGUAUUUCAAUGUCUCCGCCUUCGACAACACGCGCGAAAAUCGGGCCAUGAUGUUGUCCUUCGAGGAUGUUGUCCAUGAUAUGAGGCAAUGGUGGAUCGAUAACUAUCGAAUCGAGGCCUCGAAAGGCAAGGUCCGCCUUAAGGAUGCGGUCGUCGUUGCGCACCAAAAGAAGUGGCAGAAUUUCUUAAGGGCCUCCAUGGGGAAGGCAUGCGACAAGGCGUUUGUAAAGCAAGCGCUCGAGAAUGAGUACAUUAAGGAUUGGAGCAAUAAAAUUCGUGGCUACAUGAACCUCGCCACAUCCACCGAGGCGGUGUGGCCACUGGUCGAGAAGUUCUUCGAGAUGUUCAAUGAGGGGAAGCUGCCAGUUGGCGAUGGUAAAAUACCGCUUGACAUGCCGGGUAGGAUGGAGGGGCGCACAUAAUAUUAUACCAUUGCAUAUACGUGAG
Messenger RNA from Chara braunii, 1758 nucleotides. The record is from the annotation of a GenBank genome assembly. NCBI's taxonomy places the organism in Eukaryota, Viridiplantae, Streptophyta, Charophyceae, Charales, Characeae.